This is a messenger RNA of Quercus lobata, 1215 nucleotides long. Its product is annotated as bidirectional sugar transporter SWEET17-like. Gene Ontology annotation, cellular component: membrane. Gene Ontology annotation, biological process: carbohydrate transport. The record is from RefSeq and is a predicted model, not a curated record. NCBI's taxonomy places the organism in Eukaryota, Viridiplantae, Streptophyta, Magnoliopsida, Fagales, Fagaceae. The transcript has 6 exons. Gene Ontology annotation, molecular function: sugar transmembrane transporter activity. The coding region runs from base 109 to 1011 and encodes 300 amino acids.
AUAUAUGCAUCAGGUUUCAAUCGCCAUCACAUCCUCUUUUAUCCUUUACAUGCAAUAACCUCCCAUCUCCACCGCUUCAUUUCUUCAAUCUAGUGUACUUUUCUAUCCAUGGCUAGCUUAAGCUUCAUCAUUGGCAUUAUUGGCAAUAUAAUUUCAAUACUGGUUUUUACUUCUCCCAUAAAGACAUUUUGGCAGGUGGUGAAGAAAAAAUCAACUGAGAAUUACAAAAGCACUCCAUAUAUAACUACUUUGCUGAGCACAAGUUUAUGGACCUUUUAUGGACUUCUUAAUCCCGAUGGUUUACUUGUAACCACGGUUAAUGGAGCUGGUACCGUCCUUCAAAUCAUAUAUGUCACUCUCUUUCUCAUCUAUGCUCCCCAGGAUAAAAAGGUCAAGACGGCAAAGUUGUUUGCCUUAUUGAAUGUGGGAUUUCUUGGGUUAGUAAUUGCAGUAACUUUUCUAGCAGCUCCGGGACGUGUCCGACUUACCGUUGUUGGAAUUUUAUGUGCUGGAUUAACCAUAGGCAUGUACGCAUCACCUCUAUCAGUAAUGAGAAUAGUGAUAAAGACCAAGAGCGUGGAGUACAUGCCCUUUUUCCUCUCAUUUUUUCUAUUCCUUAACGGUGGUAUUUGGUCUGUUUAUGCGGUGCUUGUCAAAGACUUCUAUAUUGGAGUACCAAAUGCUGUUGGCUUUGUGUUGGGGUCAAUUCAGCUAAUCAUAUAUGCAAUCUACAACAAGAAGUCAAUUUCAAAAAAAUCAUUGGAGAUGGUGGAAGAAGAGGGCUCUGCCCAUCUUGUCAAAGAAAAUGAGAUGGGAGCAUUUGAGGACUAUGAAGAGGCCAAUGUAAAAAUUCGAAACCUCCACAAAGGAAGCAGCCUCCCAAAACCAUCUGUAAAUCGACAAUAUAGCUUCCAAAGGAUCUUGAAGACACUUUCUUUGAGUCCAUAUGAAAGACACCCUAGUUGGCCCUAUGAAGAAGAUGUUGGAAAGGGAGAAAAGAAUCACAGUUGAUUAUGAGGUUUUUGUUUGGUGGAAAACUUAGAAAUUAUGUGUUGACCCUGUGAAGUAGAUGUUAGAAAGGGGGAAAAGAAUGACAAUUAAUUACGAGGGUUUUGUUUGGUGGAAAACUUAAAAAUCAUGUGUUGCUUAGCCUCGUAGUUAAUGAUUUUAACAUUGAAAAAGAAGAGGGAAAAAAAAAAAAAAAAAAAAAAAAAA